This is a messenger RNA of Carlito syrichta (Philippine tarsier), 2890 nucleotides long. RefSeq names its product bromodomain containing 3 (gene BRD3). Gene Ontology annotation, biological process: regulation of DNA-templated transcription; chromatin remodeling. Lineage: Eukaryota; Metazoa; Chordata; Mammalia; Primates; Tarsiidae. The coding region runs from base 254 to 1483 and encodes 409 amino acids. The record is from RefSeq and is a predicted model, not a curated record. Gene Ontology annotation, cellular component: chromatin; nucleus. The transcript has 7 exons.
GCAGAAAAAGGGCGUGAAGCGGAAAGCAGACACGACUACCCCCACGACGUCCGCCAUCACCGCCAGCCGGAGCGAGUCGCCCCCGCCAUUGUCGGACCCCAAGCAGGCCAAGGUGGUGGCCCGGCGGGAGAGCGGGGGCCGCCCCAUCAAGCCCCCCAAGAAGGACUUGGAGGACGGCGAGGUGCCCCAGCACGCGGGCAAGAAGGGCAAGCUGUCGGAGCACCUGCGCUACUGCGACAGCAUCCUCCGCGAGAUGCUGUCUAAGAAGCACGCGGCCUACGCCUGGCCCUUCUACAAGCCGGUGGACGCCGAGGCCCUGGAGCUGCACGACUACCAUGACAUCAUCAAGCACCCCAUGGACCUCAGCACCGUCAAAAGGAAGAUGGACAGCCGCGAGUACCCCGACGCACAGGGCUUCGCUGCCGACAUCCGGUUAAUGUUCUCGAAUUGCUACAAAUACAACCCCCCAGACCAUGAGGUGGUGGCCAUGGCCAGGAAGCUCCAGGACGUGUUUGAGAUGCGGUUCGCCAAGAUGCCAGACGAGCCCGCGGAGGCACCCGCACUGCCCGCGCCCGCAGUCCCCGUGGCCGGCAAAGGUGCUGAGAGCAGCCGCAGCAGCGAGGAGAGCUCGUCGGACUCCGGCAGCUCGGACUCGGAGGAGGAGCGCGCCACCCGGCUGGCGGAGCUGCAGGAGCAGGGGGGACUGAAGGCCGUGCACGAGCAGCUGGCCGCCCUGUCUCAGGCCCCAGUGAACAAACCAAAGAAGAAGAAGGAGAAGAAGGAGAAGGAGAAGAAGAAGAAAGAUAAGGACAAGGAGAAGGACAAGGACAAGCACAAGGCCAAGUCCGAGGAGGAGAAGAAGGCCAAGGUGGCCCCGCUGGCCAAGCAGGCCCCGCAGAAGAAGGCUCCUGCCAAGAAGGCCAACAGCACGACCACGGCCAGCAGGCAGCUGAAGAAGGGCGGCAAGCAGGCGUCCGCGUCCUACGACUCGGAGGAGGAGGAGGAGGGCCUGCCCAUGAGCUACGACGAGAAGCGGCAGCUCAGCCUGGACAUCAACCGGCUGCCCGGGGAGAAGCUGGGCCGGGUGGUGCACAUCAUCCAGUCGCGGGAGCCCUCGCUCAGGGACUCCAACCCCGACGAGAUCGAGAUCGACUUCGAGACGCUGAAGCCCACCACUCUGCGGGAGCUGGAGAGAUACGUCAAGUCUUGUUUACAGAAGAAGCAGCGGAAGCCGUUCUCGGCCAGCGGGAAGAAGCCGGCGGCCAAGUCGAAGGAGGAGCUCGCUCAGGAAAAGAAGAAGGAGCUGGAGAAGCGUCUGCAGGACGUCAGCGGGCAGCUGAGCGGGGGCAAGAAGCCUGCCCGGAAAGAGAAGCCGGGCUCGGCACCGUCGGGGGGCCCAUCGCGGCUCAGCAGCAGUAGCUCGUCGGAGUCCGGCAGCAGCAGCUCCAGCGGGUCCAGCUCGGACAGCAGCGACUCGGAGUGAGCCGGCCUCGGACGGACUGGAACGGACGAUGCCGCACACGCCGACUCUGCCGUGUCCCCUUCUGUGGUUAAUAUACUACUUGUGUUCCAUGGUGUGCAGGUUUUCUUUUGAAUUCAGUGUUAUGACACCUUCCAGUUUCGCUUCCGUAGGUCGGAGCUCUGUCUGCGUGUGCGUUGCACUUUGUGGGACGGCCCAGACGCCGCGUGGUCUCUCCUGCGUGACCGGAUUCAGGCGCUCGGAGCUGACUGCUUUGAAGGCUUGUUGGCGACCACAGAAAACCGUGUGACGCGAACCGAAGGACCCUGCGGAAUCCCUCUCUUGUGCCCGACCUGUAGAGCUCCAGAAGGAAUCUUUUCAAAGGAGAGUUCUCUGAAGUGGGUGCUGCAUUUGGAAGCUGUUCGCUUUGCAGAUGGGUGCUGUCUGCGCUGGGGCCCCGAGGGCUGACCCUUGUGUUCGAGGGCGUCGCCUCUCUGCCGAGGCUGAGGACGGAGUUGCCCUUUGGUCGGACCGACCCGGUCUGGGCCCAAGCGAAGGAAGGGUUGCCCCAGCCCCUGCUGCCGAGCACGGAGCUCCCGGGGCUGGGCUGGGCCGGGCAGGGCGGGAAGGGCUGUGGCGUUCUCGGAUCGUGCGACGUCAGGAGCUCCUGGGAGGGAACACGGCAGCUGCGUGUGCAGCGUGCAGGUUUCCAUACACUGAAGCUUUUACCUCAACUUAAAAAAAAAAAAAGAAGAAAAGAAAACAAACAAACAAAAGGAGACUUUUUUGUAAGGUUCGGCAAUUUUCUACGAAAGUCCAGCCCGACGCGUGUCUCCGCGUGGUAACGCUGCCCCCUACAGCUGCUGCACACCCUGGAACCGUUUUUCCAAUUUUAUGUAUAUAUAAAUACUUUAUUUAUUAACAUCAUUGGUCAUUUUUUUAAAAAAAAGAAAAAAAGAAGAAAAGAAAAAAACUGCAGAAGAAACGCAUUAAAAAAAGAGCAGAGAUGCAGGCCUUGGAAGGGUGUGGACGGGACCGCUCGCAGGACGCCCUCUGACCUCCCGGUGCUAGUUCCUGUUACCUGCGCUGGUGCUGAUACGUGUCUGGACGCGCUUCCCCGGGCUGGUGGUUUGCUUGGUUUUUUUUUCUUUUUCUUUUUCUUUUUCUUUUUUGUAUGAAGUUUGGAGACGUACCGGUAUAGACGGCUUUCAGCUACAGCACACCCUAAUUUUUAAAUUUUAUUUUGUGUGUUUAGUUCUUUUGUAUUCACUCCCGUGUCUUUAGGACUGUUUUAAAGAAAUCAACGUAGGGAACCCCAGUUAUAUAAUAUAAACUUUGUAAUCUGAGAGAAAAAAAUGUAUAGUAAAUCUAAGUCUUGAUUUUUGACUUUCUAUUGUAAAAAAUAAUAAUAAUAUACAGAGUUUAACAGAA